This is a messenger RNA of Arctia plantaginis, 672 nucleotides long. The record is from the annotation of a GenBank genome assembly. Lineage: Eukaryota; Metazoa; Arthropoda; Insecta; Lepidoptera; Erebidae.
AUGACUAUGAACUCCACAAACAGAUUAAGAUCACUGUUUAACGUUUCACACUGGAAUCAUGAGGACGACUCGUGGAUUUACAAUCGGACCCACUUCAGGGAUUUCUCCUCACUGUUCAAUGUACAUUUUAAGGAGCCUGCCUUUAAAGUACCUACAAUUGAUGUGAGCACCCUGAACCAUAAACUCACGCCGUUGUCCACCUGGUGGAUAUCACCUUGUACCGUCGUUGUUUGGUGUUGUUUAAUGAUGGUGUGCGCACAAAAAAAUAACAGUGACAAUGGAUCUUUCAGAUUGUUAGACAACUCAGAAUGUUCACCACAGAGUGACAGCCAUUCAGAUUUACCGAAACCAUAUUUUGAGUGCGUCUCCAACAAUGAUGAGGUCAUCAAUAAAAAUUCCGAUGAUAACUCUGAGGAACUACCUCCGCCUUAUUCCACAUGCCUUGAAACAUUAAACAAUACAGAUGAAAUACCGAAGGUACACAAAGGGCAGAGUGUGGAAGAACUGCAGUCUCGUACUGAUGCAGAGGUGCAUCUCAACAAUACAGCAGAUGCAGUCAGAAGUACUAUUGUACAGAAUAGUUCUGAUGACGUGACAUUAAGAGUAGUUGAAACAACGAUAGAUAUCGAUAUCGACGAUCGACUUGCAUCCAAUCAGACUAAAAUGAAUUAA